This is a messenger RNA of Hordeum vulgare subsp. vulgare (domesticated barley), 469 nucleotides long. RefSeq lists its product as uncharacterized. NCBI's taxonomy places the organism in Eukaryota, Viridiplantae, Streptophyta, Magnoliopsida, Poales, Poaceae. The record is from RefSeq and is a predicted model, not a curated record. The coding region runs from base 1 to 378 and encodes 125 amino acids. The transcript has 4 exons.
AUGCCCGAGCAGAACCUGCCCGCAUGGAACGCGAUGAUGUCCGGACCGUGCCACAACGCCCGCGUGUCUAAGACGGAGAAAGGGUCGUCACCAUGUUCGAGGAAGGCUGCAGGGCUUUCCAGGUCGCCUUCACCAAGAUCAUGGAGAAGAAGCUCGGCGACAACCCAUUGGGUCCAAUUCUGUCAGCGGACAAGAAAUUGGCCGACGCCAAGUUGGCCGAGGAGGCGGACGAGCACAAGUCCAAGGGAGAGGCCCGCAAGGAGAAGCGCAUUGCUGCGCAGAAGGGUCAUAAAAUACCUGAGAAUGCUAUUGACAACAAAGAAAAGAUGCUUAUCAAGGUUGCAACCCAAGGAGUUGUCAGGUUGUUCAAUGAGGUAAGCGCACUUGCCUUUCCUUAACUGCUAGACAUACAUGUUGCUCUUUUUGUUGUGAAUAUAAUUAUUCAAUAUAGGGAGCUUCCAUGGACUCU